AUGGAUAUGGGUGGUGGGGAGGCAGAGAAGCCGGCCCUAGAGCAGUUCGGUGUUGACCUCACGGCGAAGGCCAAGGACGGAAAGUUGGAUCCGGUGAUUGGACGUGACGCCGAGAUCCAACGUACCAUCCAGGUGCUUUCUCGCCGCACGAAGAAUAAUCCGGUCCUGAUCGGCAAUGCUGGAACGGGUAAAACAGCCAUUCUGGAAGGCCUAGCCCUGCGAAUCGUGCAGGGCGAGGUCCCUGAGAGUAUCAAGAACAAGCGAGUUAUCAGCCUCGAUCUAGGUUCGCUCAUUGCAGGUGCCAAGUUCCGUGGCGACUUUGAGGAGCGGCUCAAGAAGGUGCUUGGCGAGGUGGAGCAGGCCAAUGGCGAGGUAAUCCUCUUCAUAGAUGAAUUGCAUACCCUCCUUGGUCUCGGCAAGGCUGAGGGAUCGAUAGAUGCAUCGAACUUGCUGAAACCGGCACUUUCCCGCGGCGAGCUCCAGUGCUGCGGUGCUACGACGCUCAACGAAUACCGUCUAAUCGAAAAGGAUGUUGCACUGGCUCGGCGGUUCCAGCCGAUUGUCGUCAAUGAGCCUUCAGUCGAAGACACGAUCAGCAUUUUGCGCGGCAUAAAGGAGAAAUACGAAGUGCACCAUGGUGUGCGCAUCACCGACAGCGCCCUUGUUGCUGCUGCGACGUUUUCCAAUCGGUACAUCACGGACCGGUUCCUCCCCGACAAGGCUAUUGACUUGAUGGAUGAGGCUGCCAGCUCACUGCGGCUGCAACAAGAGAGCAAGCCCGAAGAUAUCAUGCGUCUUGACCAAAAAAUCAUGACUAUCCAGAUCGAGCUUGAGAGCCUACGCAAGGAGACAGACAUUGCCAGUCGCGAGCGCCGUCAGAAGCUGGAAGAUGACCUUAAUAAAUACCAGGAAGAGGCCAAGGCGCUUACUGAGCGCUGGCAGAAGGAGCGCGAGGAGAUCGAUGGUAUCAAGAAGGCGCAGGGCGAGCUAGAUCGCGCACGAGUUGAUCUCGAGCGGGCGCAACGCGAGGGCAACUUUGCACGCGCGUCCGAGCUGCGGUUCGGAGUUAUUCCCUCCCUUGAGGAGAAGGUGCGAAACAGUGACGAAGAGGCAAAGGCCAAAACCAGCAGCGCAGAAGACGAGGCUAGCGCGCCGCUCCUCCACGAUUCGGUCACGGCCGACGACAUUGCGACUGUGGUAUCCCGCAUCACCGGCAUCCCCGUGUCCAAGCUGACAUCGGGCCACAUUGAGAAGCUCGUGCACAUGGAGGACAUGCUGCGAGAGUCGGUGCGUGGCCAGGACGAGGCGCUCAAGGCCGUGGCCGAUGCCGUGCGGAUGCAGCGCGCCGGCCUGUCAGGGGACAACCGGCCGCUUGCCUCAUUCUUCUUCCUAGGGCCGACAGGCGUCGGCAAGACGGAGCUGUGCAAGAAGCUGGCCGCUUUUCUCUUCUCGACCGAGUCUGCGGUGGUGCGCUUCGACAUGAGCGAGUUCCAGGAGAAGCACACAAUCUCGCGCCUGAUUGGUGCUCCGUCAGGCUACGUCGGCUACGACGAUGCCGGCCAGCUGACGGAGGCCGUGCGGCGCAAGCCGUACGCGGUGCUGCUAUUUGACGAGUUCGAGAAGGCCCACCGUGACAUCUCGGCCCUGCUGCUGCAGGUACUGGACGAAGGCUAUCUGACGGAUGCACAGGGGGACCGGGUGGAUUUCCGCAACACCAUCAUUGUGCUGACCUCAAAUCUGGGCGCAGACAUCCUUGUCGGUGCUGACCCUCUGCAUCCAUAUCGAGAGACGGACGAUGGCGACGUUGAUCCGAGUGUGCGCAAGGCAGUGCUGGACGUCGUGGCUGCCAGCUAUCCGCCCGAGUUUCUGAACCGUAUUGAUUCAUUCAUCGUGUUCAAGCGCCUCGCAAAGUCGGCCCUGCGCGACAUUGUCGACAUACGGUUGAAGGAGCUACAGGAGCGCCUGACAGACAGGCGCAUUGUGCUGGACGUGCCAGACAGCGUUCGCGGCUGGCUGGCAGAGCGCGGCUAUGACCCCAAGUUUGGUGCGCGCCCGCUUAACAGGUUGAUCACGACUGAGAUCGGAAACGGGCUGGCCGACAAGAUCAUCCGCGGUCACGUGCGCAUGGGCGACAUUGCCCACGUCCAGAUCAAAGAAGAUGGCUCUGGGCUGGACGUGCAUGCUGAGUCGCCGGCACCUGUAUCAGAUAAGACAAGUGCGUGA
Molecule: messenger RNA, 2223 nt
Organism: Grosmannia clavigera kw1407
Lineage: Eukaryota; Fungi; Ascomycota; Sordariomycetes; Ophiostomatales; Ophiostomataceae
Product: heat shock protein chaperonin
Exons: 1
Coding region: 1-2223 (740 amino acids)
Biological process (GO): cellular response to heat
Cellular component (GO): cytoplasm; mitochondrial matrix
Molecular function (GO): ATP hydrolysis activity; ATP binding
Source: RefSeq, a predicted model, not a curated record